This is a messenger RNA of Iphiclides podalirius (scarce swallowtail), 198 nucleotides long. The record is from the annotation of a GenBank genome assembly. Lineage: Eukaryota; Metazoa; Arthropoda; Insecta; Lepidoptera; Papilionidae.
AUGGAAUUUGUGUUUAGGAAAUCGGUCGAGAGAUAUUUCAGAUGUGCCAAUAAAGAUUGGGCGUUAGCGUCCGAUCUUUGGGUAACGUUUGAGGUGUCGUCUUCGUCUUCGGAGAUGCACGAUGUUGAAGCUGGAGCUGGGGGACCACCCAUUGUGAUCAUCGGGAUGGGCGUGGACAUGUGUAGCUCGUCGUCGCGA